Molecule: messenger RNA, 1311 nt
Organism: Arxiozyma heterogenica
Lineage: Eukaryota; Fungi; Ascomycota; Saccharomycetes; Saccharomycetales; Saccharomycetaceae
Gene: EFM2
Product: S-adenosylmethionine-dependent methyltransferase
Exons: 1
Coding region: 1-1311 (436 amino acids)
Source: RefSeq, a predicted model, not a curated record
AUGUUCGACCCAUUAGACUUAUAUGAUGGAUCUGAAAUGAAUAUUGCUGCAAACAAAUUUACUAUAGAAUUUAACAUUUCUGAUAACACAUUAUCUUCUGAUUAUAAGUAUGAGGACUCCAGCAUGAAAAAUAUUAAUGACGAUGAAGAGAACGUUCCAAUAACAGUUUUAGAUUUACCAUCAGUAAGAUAUGCUACACCCAAUAUAAUCUUUACUGUUCUAAAAUUAUUGCGUAAUGACAAUCAGUUGAAUUUCAAAAGUGAAACUACUCUGAAUGCUAACAGCACCAUAAUUAACAAUGAUGAUGAUUAUGCCACUACUCUUACACACACAGAAUUAGAAGAGUUUUGCUUGAAAAGAGAUAUAGAUCAAAAAUGUCUGGAAGAAAUAGUUCAAUGGUACACUACAAAAUGGCCAAAUUCUCUAUUGAAUACAAUAACAAAGAUAAUAACUAAAAUACCGUGUCUGAAAACAACGGAAUCAAAGGAUAAAUUACUAAACUAUUAUACCUCCAUUCUUCGAUUCUUUGAGCAAUAUACUUCUCAGAAUUCAAAUGAAACAGAUCUAAUUGAAUCAAUAUUAAAAGAGGCUAGCAAGAGAAUAAGUGAAUCCUGUGGUAGAACUGCAUUACCUUCCAUACAUCGUAACUUUCAAUUUAAUAAUUUACAAACAAUUAUAAAGUUAUAUGAACCAUCUUUAACAGCAGAUAAUCUAGGAUGGAAAACUUGGGGAUCUUCAAUGAUCCUAUCACAAGGACUAGUCGAAAAAGACGAAAAUUUUAAUAUUGAAUACUCUAAAGGCUCAUGUUCUCUAAGAGUACUUGAAUUAGGCUCUGGGACAGGAUUAGUCGGUAUUGCAUGGGCUACUAAAUGGAAAGAGUUAUAUAAAAACGAGAAUGCUAAUAUUGAAAUUUUUUUGACGGAUCUACCAGAAAUUGUUGAUAAUUUAAGACAAAACGUUAAGGAUAAUGAACUCGAUGGAUUAGUUCAAGUAGAUGUAUUAGACUGGACUGAUCCUAGCACAUUUAUAGAAAAAUAUGGAGAUAAUAAAUUUGACAUAAUUUUAGUGGCAGAUCCAAUAUAUUCACCAGAGCAUCCUAAAUGGGUUGUUAAUAUGAUUGAUAAAUUUAUGAAACCAAAUGGAGUGUGCCAUUUACAGAUUCCUAUAAGAAAAAAAUAUGCCAAAGAAAGACAAUCAUUAAAUAAUCUUUUAAAAGAUGCAAACCUAUCUAUCAUAGAACAAAAAUAUGAGGAAGGCUAUGACGAUUGGGGACUAGUUACAUAUUUAUAUAGAAAAAUUAUACGUGGAUAA